Molecule: messenger RNA, 1026 nt
Organism: Parnassius mnemosyne (clouded apollo)
Lineage: Eukaryota; Metazoa; Arthropoda; Insecta; Lepidoptera; Papilionidae
Source: the annotation of a GenBank genome assembly
AUGUUAAGUGCUAUUGCGGAUAGCUUACAUUAUCAAGAAUCAGUAAAAUUUAGCAUUAGCUCAUUCUUUGAAUCGGCGGUACCUGUAGCAAUACACCCGUUAAUAGCUGCAGGCUCGGAUAGAUGUGAAACAAUCAAGAGGUUUUUUGGCUUAACUUAUGACCAAAUGCAAAGCAAAAAUGUUCAGAAGUUUCACGAAAAUCUUAAUAUAGACUUUGUUACCAACAAAGGAAUUGUGAAAUUCAAUGUAACUACUGCAGACUUUGUAGCUAAACUUAUUGAUCGUUCGAAAACUACUGUUAUUUUGAUUCACGGCUUCAUGGAGAGCUCGGACGGUUUAAUGGUAAAAGCAAUUGCCACUAAAUUAUUGACAAGACAAGAUAUCGAUAUAUUAGCUUUAGACGGCCGAAAUGCAAUAACUUUUGAAUAUUUCCGAUCUACAACUUACGUACGAAUAAUCGGAGAAAAACUGGGAGAAUUGCUAAGUAUUAUAACAAAAGGCGGCCAGGACGCUAAUAGAAUUGUUCUUAUAGGACACAGUUUGGGCGCCCACAUAGCUGGCGUAGCUAGCAAAACGUUUCAAGAUCUCACAGGUAGAUCUAUUGGACAUAUUAUAGCUUUGGACCCUGCUGGACCAUGUUUCAGCAACAUUAGUCCCGAUAACCGCCUGGACCGCAGUGAUGCAGCCUACGUGGAUGUUAUUCAUACUAACGCCGGUAUACUUGGACUAAAAGAGCCUGUAGGUCACAAAGAUUUCUAUCCCAAUGGCGGAUUAUCACAGCCGGGUUGCUUCUUUUCUACUUGUGACCAUUCCCGAGCGUGGGAGAUAUUUGCAGAAUCUAUAAACUCCCCUGAACGUUUUCCUGCUCGCAAAUGCAGCAACUGGACAAUGUUUCAUAACGGGAAUUGUGUAAAAAACGAAGUCGCUUUUAUAGGCAUUGAUUCAAAAUCAGGCAGUGUUGGAUCUUACUUUUUGCAUACCGCCUCAUCCACACCAUUUGGUUUAGGAGCUGCUGGUAGCAGAUAA